AUGCCUAAAUGUAGGGAGUGUAUGAGAGAGAAUGCUGGAUUCUUGACCUUGAUCACCGUCUUGGCUAGCUUAGGUUCUGAUGCCCUUCCUGAACCGCAACCAACUACCACCACGGAAGAUAAAGCCGAAUCUGAGUCUUCAAAUCAGAGAAGAGUCCCGUCAAUUGCAGUCGAUGACGGUCUGCCAUCCGGUCUUACUGAAUCACCAAAGCCAGCUUCGAAAAUCACGCAAUCAAAACAUUCAGAGCUGCAAGAAGAGCGCGACGCGGUUGCCACACUCGUCUUCAAAUGCCUUGCUCUGGCUUUGUCCAACCAUCGCGAAAACCAGCUAUUCUUUUCUACCAAACUCGGGUUUAAACUUGUCUUGGACGCCCUUCGCCUUUCCAGCUUCAUACCUCAGUUGAACCCAGGAAGUCAAUCGACCUUGCCCUCUGCUCGUUAUCGCCGACAGAAGAUUGAGAAAUUAUUUGGGAUUUUGUUCGCUUUUAUUGUCGCCGAUUUCUCAUGCGUCGAUCUAUUUUCUACUGUCCGAAUCAAAAUUAAUCACCAAGGCGAAGCCAGCGCGGCUGCUAGUUUCGAUUCAGAAGAAAACGGUCACUCUGCUACCCGUAAUAAAGCUAGUCAAGGUACCAGCUCGACAUCAAUCCCAACCAAGCUAGACUCUGAUUCAAAGUACUCAAAAAUGGCUGCAUUGUUACGCCAAGAGAUUUGCGACCGUUCGGAAUUCUUGCGUGUCGAAAUAGCUGACGCAGUCUUGCUGCUCUUCGCUCUUCAUGCUGAUUUAUUUUAUCUAGCCGACAGCAGUGUGCAAAAUCUUGAAGACAAUUAUGAAUUACUAUUUCUGAGCCUCAAGGCAAUCGAGAUUCUAGCCGCUACUUCAAGACAUAGUCAGAUUGCCCUCAAUUCAAUUGAACUAACAGCUGUCCUUCUAGAGAGACUCGCUCCACAGUCCAACCUUACCUCUCCACCUCCCGGCAGAAAAGCGCAAGGCAGUGAAUCUACAAGUGCCCCUCUACCGAGUGCAGGUCUGGAACCCUGGAACCCAAAAACGCUGAUCACAGGUUCGGAUAAGAUUGCGAACCGGCUUGGCGAUAGGCAAUGUCGGCAGGUUUCCAAGGCAAUCGUCCAACAGAUGCUCCAAGUGGGAUCCUCCCCUCGAGAAGCACGGAUCCUUUUUCGGCAAGCGGUUAGAAGACAUGACGCGGGUAGCAAUGGGAAAGAAACAUUGGAUGAAGAUUACUUAGAGCUAAUACUAUCAGGCAUGAAGAGCUCCAACUGUCCUCCCAUUAUUCACUUUGGAUCCUCGAAACCUGGAUGCGCAUAUGCGGUACUUGAUUCGUUGGGCACCAACGCGUUUCCUCCUAAUCAAACUAGCGGCUGGACAUUUGUAACCUGGCUUCAAAUUGAAUCUUUCGGAAAUGAUCCUAACAUGCUCUUAGAGCUGCUCACCAUUUCCGAUCCAAAUGAAGAAUGCUAUGUGCAGAUUGCAAUCUCACGUUCCUCCUCUGUCAUCAUUCAGACCUCUCGCCCUUCUAUGUUAUCGUCUUCGUGCAGCGACUCGAAGAGUAGCGCCCGCGCGACCAAUGAAGGCCUACCGGAAUUCGCUAGUAGCUCUGGUUCGAAAACAACCGCUGAAUUCAACAAGAUCACACUUGAGUUGGGUCGGUUCUAUCAUUUUGCUGUUGUCCAGAAACCUGGGACCAGAAAUUCAAGCUCAACCGUUAGUUUAUUCAUCGACGGCGAAUGCGCUGGCUUGUUGCCUAUAUUGUGGCCGAAGACUCCCAAGUCGCAGCGUCUGUCUGCAUGCUUUGGUUCCAUGCCAUCUCUGCCUAACCCAAACCUCGGUUCCCCACACCGCCGGGUGCCGCCUAGGCUGGAGAGACCUCGGUGGAAUCUUGCUGGGUGUUGGCUAUUCAACCAAGCUUUGCCAGGUGACAUGCUCUUUGUCAUGUCUACCUUGGGCCCCAAAAUCUUCACGUGUUUUCAAGACGCUCUUGGGUCAUUCCAAACUUAUUCGUCAAGCACUUUGCUCAAUUUGAAAAUAGAUAAUCUGCGUCAUCAAGCUCCCAAAAGCAAACUAAACUCGGAUCAAGCUAUGCAGAGAUCCACUUCAGCACCUGCAGCACCUGCAACGGCAGCAUUACUCAAUAAAUCUCCGCUGAUCAAGGCUGUCAAGGAGCCAGCUUCAGCUUUUAUUCCUCAAACGUCAAUAUAUUUUGCUCUAUCGGCAAAAAAUGGCAUUGUGAUUCCCGAUCCUCUCAAGCAGGUACAGGACAAACAUGACGACAUGGACAGUGUAAAUUACAUGCAAAAGAUCUACACACCGAUCGAUGCACCAUCCUUUGACCACCAAACUUAUGACAAGGUCACAUUGGCAUCAGGCCCCACAUCUUCUGCUUUCGGACCCAUCUUUGCAAACGGAAUUCUGAAUGCUAGCACACCCAACUCGAAAGCCUCCCAUUACUUUAUGGAUCCACUGACCUCUUCAGGAUAUGGUCUACCUCCGCCGUCGAUGACCCCGUCCCCUUCGAAAGAAUCCACUGCCUACACUACCCACGAACAAAUUUUAGAACUAAUUGGAGAGGUGCAAAUGUGCUCUCCAAAACGAUUAGAUGAUUCGAUUUGGACAGCUUCCGGAUCAAUAUUCCUUGCUUAUGAGACUCUGGGAUUUAUCUUGAGAUCGAAGACUCAUUUGAUCACCCCACCCGUGCAUCGAAUUUUGCUCCGCUUUGCUGGCAUCAUGGUCGACGAUUCAUCCAGCCAGUCCCCAACCUCGUCCGACAAGUUGUGUAAUCUAUCCUUGAAUGAUCCCGUUCUGGCUACCAAACCUGAUAUCAAGAAUCAAAAUAACGGGCUGCGACAUUCGGUCAUAACUAAUCCAUUAGCAUUUCGGUUCUUACUAUUGGAUUUUGACUUGUGGUCCUCAACUCCGCUUGAAAUACAACGCUUUCAUUGUGAGAGUCUAUGUGGGAUGAUUGAGACCAGCGUAUGGAGUCGGUUCAGUAUGAAAAGAAUUGGUAAAAUUAAUCUUUUGCCAAAAAUGCUGUAUGCAUUGCGCAACCGACAAUUCUCUGUGUCAUCAGAAGGCGGAGAGGUAAUCCCGGCAUAUAUCAGGUUGUUGGGCUGUGUCCUAAAAGCUCAAUUCAACUCGCAAGUCAUUCGGCAUUUGGCUAGUUAUCUUACUGCGAGCUUGACUCCCGAACAGUCAUCAAAACAAGAACUUCCAGUCGGUAGCACAAGUGCAAACGAGUCAAAAGAUCAUCAAGAAUCCCAAAGUAUGCCAGCACAAUUGAAUGUACCAGCCGUCGAUUCUAAGUCACUGUCAACAUCCAUAACGCUAGAUGAACCAAUCAUGGUACUGAAAGUUCUUCAUGACCUGCUCUUAUCGCCAAAUGAUCAAGAAAGCUGCACCUAUAUAACCCAAUUUCUGAAGGCUAUUAACGGCUCGAAAUGGCUGUUGAUGUUUUUCCGGAAAGAUACGCACCCUGAAAACGAAUCGAUCUUGGUUACUACACUGAGCUUAUUGAGUCAAGUGGAUAUCAGGACGGUGCCGAUGUUUAGUACCAACAGGUCCGCUACGCCAGGCACCUCACCUCUGAUGUUCAAAGAUGACCUUCAGGGUGUGAUAAGGUCCAUUCGCGGGAUCCCGAACGAAUUGGUCACGCCUGAGAUGUUACCAAUUGUAAUUUCCCUACUAAAGCCAGCAUACGUCGUUCGCUGUUCCGGAGAAAACAUGACGUCAAUCUACGUAAUGGAAUGGCUAAAUCUUAGAAUGGAAUCGCAAGAUGACGGUUGGAACGAGAUGCUUGGAGACAAAGACAUUGUCAAAGUAUGGGCUAACUACGUGACCUUACUAAGCUGCUUACCACACUUGGGACACCUUCAGCCCGAGCCGGAGAGAUCAGAGGACGAAAUGCAAAGCAAUUUGACCCCGAAAACCCCUGAAGCGUCUUGCCUUUCCUCCUUUCCCCUCACCUUUACCUCACCCGGCAUCGAUCAAGCUGCUCAACCACCAGCAGGUGUCUGCACGACCUCAUCUCCGAACAACCAACGGGACUCGGCCUACACCUUGGGAAGCAAGUCACAAAACAAAAACAGGAUGAGCAAUCGCCAAAGCAAACUUCCAAAAUCGUCAGUCUCAUUGAGUGUCACCGUACCUACAGCUCUGAUGAUCAAUGGUGAAGUGGCUCCUUGUACCUCUCCUGGUAUUCCCGAAAAGGCAUUGGCUCCCGAAUCCUAUGAUCUCCUGGAAGACAGUCCAUUUGGACCAUCUUUCGAGGAAUCUGAUCCAACCUCAACCGGCGCAACCUCAUUAUACUGUUAUGACAAUGCCUUGGAAGAUGUCGUCGAAAAUCUCGCCAGCAUUACGGACUGUUUCCUCAUGAAUUUUCUGUUUGAUCAGCAUUCUAACCUUAGUCAAUCCAAGCAAGCAGGAAGCGACUCUGGACGAGCGUUCGAAAAGAACUUGAGGGUGAAUAGACUCGAGCAGUUAUUGACUCUCGUCAUCAAUCGAGUUGGCAAUGAUCGUGCUUGGAUAACUCCAUUUAUGAACCAAGUCAUCGAAAUGAUUAUACUUCAAACUGAUCCAGGUUCUGUUCCAUGGGAUUGGCUGAUCGCAACAUUAGCGGAUGGAUAUCUUUCAGGCUGGUUGCAACCCAAUGCGACAUCCGUGUCCCAAUUGGUUACUUUCUUGCUCGCGAGACCAAUUCAAGGCCUCAUUGGCCCCCUAGGAGAUUUGUUGCUCAUUGCUCUAACCAAUCGAUAUACGUCGGCGCCGGAGGUGUUACUGGAGCAACUUUGCAGUCAUCAUUUGGCUAGUUUAAUCGCCGCCGUUCCUCCGGAGCUUGUUCCCAGAUUGGUGUACAUUCUUACACAAUAUCUUUCCCGCCCUCACAGCAUCAGGACAUCCGCCUCCGAUGUGCUCAAACUCCUCUUCUCAUAUCAUCCGCUGAUCUUGGAAGAGUUUUGUCUCAAUAUCGAUCCAUCUAAUCCGGUGACAGAGCGCUCAGCUUCAAUCUCGGGGUCUAGUGACACCACCGAUCAUCCUUCGACCACUGACCAUUCAAUGUCACAGGUUGAAAGAGAUCUCUCGAAGGUGCUUCAAAUGCAGCCAGAUGAAUUGAAAGAAGUGCUCGAAAAGAGCUCUUCGAUCAAUUGCACUGGAAAAUUGGACUGGAUACAAUUCGUGACUGAAUCAGAGAUGAGAGCAAACCGAACAAGAUCCGAAAUACUAACCAAGUUCCGGGUAAUGUGGACUGAGCAUUCGAAUAAAGGUGUAAUUGAAUCCAGGAGGUUAGAAAGUGUGGUCAAAAAACUGCAGGUUUGGUCCAGGAGCGUCAAAGAAAUUGAUGCAGCACGGUUUGCCAAUCUUCGCCAAGACAACUUUGACACGAAGCAUUAUCUUGAAAUGCAACUAACAAAACGGCUUGGAGAGCUCUAUCGACCCUUUUCCAUUCUGGCGCAAGCGCAAGAUAAUACCGCAACCUACUGGGCAUUGGAUUCCACAGAAGGGCCGAGUCGUCAGCGAAGAAAACUGAGGAGAUUGGGACAGAAGUUAGACACCCGCUCUAUUCAGAGACCUAAAAUACGGCACCAUCGAAUGCGAAGCUUAGGCGCGUCGAGACGCGACUCAUAUAGGGAUGAGGAAACGUUUGACGAGCUCAGAAAAAGGGCGGAUGAAACCUCGCCAAUUAGUCCAACUCAUCCCGAAUCUCUUCUUCCCCCGAGUGAAAUAUGGGGUGAAGAAUCUGGAGAAUAUGAUGACCUUGGGGUCCAGGUCAACACUGAUAGGAACACUCGGCCGGUAGAUGACCUUGCUUCAAAGAAAUCCAUCUUGGAUGGCGGAAAAAGGCAUGGUGAAGAUGCUCAUUCAGAAGACUUCAAUGAGGACAAAUCCAGGCGAAUAUUGAAGAGCCUUGAAGCUGGUGAUGUGAUCCAAGGGGUUUGGAACGUAGAACAGGUUAUUGGAUUGGAUACCUGCCCCGCUCUGUUUUUGAUGGCCAAAAACAAUAUCUAUAUUAUUGAUGGGUUCUUCCAGAAGUCAAAUGGAGAAUUGGUAAAUUCAUGGGAUGCUUGGGAAGAGCGAGACCCCCACCUGCGUACCCUUGCAAGUCUAUCCCGACAAACAGCAAAACUGAACAGUCGAGCUGCUGCUCACCAAACUCGUCGGUGGAACUACAGUGAUAUUGUAUCCAUUUCGUCUCGUAAAUGGCUGUUCCGGGAUAUUUGCAUGUGAGCAUCUAUUUUACCCAACCCU
This is a messenger RNA of Puccinia graminis f. sp. tritici CRL 75-36-700-3, 6255 nucleotides long. RefSeq lists its product as uncharacterized. NCBI's taxonomy places the organism in Eukaryota, Fungi, Basidiomycota, Pucciniomycetes, Pucciniales, Pucciniaceae. The transcript is spliced from 11 exons. The record is from RefSeq and is a predicted model, not a curated record. The coding region runs from base 1 to 6234 and encodes 2077 amino acids.